UCGCCUCCGGCCGGGGACUGACGUCCGUUUUAGUAUUAUUUUUAAUGUAAUUAUGGAAAACCAGCGGACGGACAUUUAGGGAGCAGGAUGGGCGCCGCGUCGGACGGGUUCGGGUGGCGCGCGCGCGUGGCGGCCAUGCGCGAGUCCCGCAAGCUCGUGCUCGUCAUCGUGGCCAUCGCGCUGCUGCUCGACAACAUGCUGCUCACCACCGUCGUCCCCAUAAUCCCGGAGUUCCUGUAUGACAUCCGUCACCCGGACGCGCCGCUGUCGGUGUCGCUGGAGGAGCUGACGCCGCCGCCGCCGCCGCCCACACCCUACUGCCCCUGCCUCAACCAGACCGCACCGAGCGUCGAGAACGUCACGCAGCUGAACCUGACGGCGGAGCGCGAGGAGCGGCACCAGGAGCUGAUCCACGAGACGGUGGCGGUGGGCGUGAUGUUCGCCAGCAAGGCGCUCGUCCAGCUGCUCGCCAACCCCAUCGUCGGCCCGCUCACGCACAAGAUCGGCUAUAGUGUCCCCAUGUUCACCGGCUUCAUACUGAUGUUCCUCUCCACUCUCAUAUUCGCGUUCGGUCGGUCGUACAGCGUGCUGUUCAUCGCGCGCGCGCUGCAGGGCAUCGGCUCCUCCUGCUCCUCCGUCUCCGGCAUGGGCAUGCUGGCCGAGAGAUACCCUGACGAUAAGGAACGUGGCAAUGCAAUGGGAAUCGCGUUGGGAGGUUUGGCGCUGGGAGUGCUCAUAGGUCCGCCGUUCGGUGGUCUGAUGUACGAGUUUGUUGGCAAAACCGCGCCCUUCCUGAUGCUGUCGGCACUUGCACUCGGAGACGGCUUACUGCAACUGAUGAUCCUGCAGCCGGGCGUGGUGCGGCAGGAGAGCGACCCGCCCUCGCUGAAGGCUCUCGUCACUGAUCCCUACAUCCUCGUCGCUGCCGGAGCCAUUACGUUCGCGAACGUGGGCAUCGCGAUGCUGGAGCCGAGCCUGCCGAUCUGGAUGGCGGACACGAUGGAGGCGCGGCGCUGGCAGCAGGGCGUCGCCUUCCUGCCCGCCAGCAUCUGCUACCUCAUCGGCACGAACCUGUUCGGUCCCCUCGGCCACAAGAUGGGCCGCUGGCUCGCCGCGCUCUCCGGACUCAUCAUCAUCGGCCUGUGUCUCAUACUGAUCCCCAUGGCGCGCAAACUGGAACACCUGAUCAUCCCGAACGCGGGGCUGGGCUUCGCCAUCGGCAUGGUGGACUCAUCCAUGAUGCCGGAGCUGGGCUACCUGGUGGACAUCCGUCAUGCCGCCGUCUACGGCUCCGUCUACGCCAUCGGAGACACCGCCUUCUGCUUGGGUUAUGCUGUCGGUCCGGCGUUCUCGGGCGCGCUGGUGAACAGCAUCGGGUUCGAGUGGAUGUUGGUGAUCAUCGCGCUGCUGAACUUCGCGUACGCGCCUGUGCUGCUGCUGCUGCGCGCGCCGCCCGCUCGCGACGAGAAACAGAGCCUCAUAAUCAGCGACAAGUCAUCGGUCCGCUAUGUGAGCUACCAGAACGAGGAGGAGGAGUAAAUCCGCCAUCUUGCCGCCGCCAUCUUGUCAUCGUCGCCAUCUUGUCGCCCGCCCGAUUCUGCGCAAAUAUUACCGCUUGUAACGUAGUCUCGUCCCAGUGCUGUAUAAAGCUAUAUUUAUAUCGAUUAUACAAAGUAUAGAUUAUAAUAUUAUCUUAAACUAUUCGAAUAUAUCUUCUAUAUACUGUAGUUACCAGUAGGAACCGAACCUACUCAGUAGUUAAGUGCCGCUCUUGACCAAAGUAUAUUCGAAGUCUUUAUUGUAGGUAUGUAUACUAAUCUGGCGAUUGUAGAGACUCCGAGGAGCUCGCCAGACCGAAAUAUACGAAUUUCACGGGUUUUAUAUAUAUCAUAUAACAUAUAUCGGUGACAUAUUUUGCGAUCGUGACUUUGACAAUAUUUAUUAUGUCCUACAUAUUAGACAAUAAAAAUUCUGUGCCGUCUUUUUAUGCGUUUUUAUGGCGUUUAUAUCGUAUAUUUUAUUCAUUGAAUAUAUCAUCGUAUGUCAUAAAAUGUAUUAUUAUAUAGCAUGCAUCGUUCUCAUAAUUUAACGACAAUAAUUCUCAAACCCGCUGUCGCUUAAGCUUAUUUUAUCGAUGGACCAAAACUUGAACUUGUGAACUUAACUUCUAUAUCCUCCUAUUUCUGAUACAUAAUAUAUUGUAACGGGUAAUAUCUAAGUGAUAUCAAGUAGCAGAUUUACUAUAUCUACUGUUUUUAUGUCUUAAUGUUUACAUCUAUUUAGUGUAAAGUAGCUGUUUGAAAUAUCUUGAACUUUGUCAAAUGUGAAUGAUUUUCGAUGCCAGAAUAUAAUGUAGAAGUAGUUUCAAGUAGGAAAUUGUGCAUGUUAGAUUAAGAAUAUAAUAUCAUCAUAAUGUGAAAUAGAGCUUAAAAGUAUUAAAGUUAACUGUGUUGUGUAAUUCAAAUAUAUCAGAUUACGUAUCCGGCUCGCAGGACCAACUGAUGUCACUCCCCUGGACAUUCUGCUUUUGAUUGUAAAUAAAUUUAAAGGACAAAAUUAUUAGCUUAUGAAAUGUAGGAAUUCAGUGUUAUUAUUAUUAGUAUAGAUGCUUAAUAAGAAUCAUUGUAGGCUUUCAUAAAGUCAUUUAAGAUCACAUCACCUUUUAGAGUAGGGUACACCCUCUUUAUCAUCAAAAUAGACUUUGGACAAUAAUAUAAAAAUAUUUUCGUACUCGCCAUAAUUUAUUUGAUAGAAGGAAUCACCAAAAAACAACAGAUAGCAAAUUUAUUUAAACAAUUUAAUCGGUCUGAACUUGUCUAAUUAAGGAACUAACCUCUAAGAAGAGAUUUUGAAAUGUUUGAAUGUUUCUAAAUUCCACACGGAAAUUCCCCACGCCACCCUCGUAUGGCUGCCUGGAUGGCUUUGGGGAGACUUGUAUUAUUGUCCAUUGUGAUAUUCCACUCAUAUCAUCGGGUAGAGUAAGACAAUUAAUGCCUGCUUUCUGAAGGUUUUGUACAGGAGUUUAUCUUAUCAAUAACGUUUUUGAUUGGUUAACACGUUACUAGUUAGCCAAUUAAGAUAGUAAAUAAAGUCCUGUUAAAUUCAGAAACUGGUCAUAUGUUAUAUUCAUCGUCAUUAGGAUCACGCUUGCGGUAGACCAAGUUCCAUUAGCUGCUAGCCACUAGCUGCUAGCCAGUAACUGCUAGCUACUAGCUUAUACUUCACAUAGAGUUAAAGAACAGUAUAAUCACGGUAACUUCCAGCGAUAGACGUAGUGCAUGUAUUUAGUAGGAUCAGAAUAUUUUAGAGUUCUGUAGGUUCGUUGAAGCAAAUCAUUCAUAUUUGAUUCAGGUUUCAAAGCUGGGUCCUUAGCUAAGAUGCUAUCGUUAAUUUCACUGUCGAAAUUUGAACCCGACAACGUUAGGGAUUAAAGUGACAAAAGACAUGUCACCUACUUAGUGGAGACUAGUUUUUUUCGACGAUGAAAUUUACAAAGGCAUUUUGUCUUAGGUCCCAGUUAACAUUAAACUUAUCAAUAGCUGGAGAGGGUCCUUAUUCACAUACUUUAUUAUCAUCGCUGUUCGUUUCGUUGAGAGUCAUUUGAGUAUUUCUCGAAGCGUAACUUCUCUCAUUCUAAGAUUAUUUCUAAUGUAUGAUGUAGUAGGUUUAAUAUACGACAGAAGCCGAGGGCUAAAAGUGUAUGGUAGUAAUAACUAAUUAGAUCUCUACGACGCUAUGCGAUGGUGUCGCUAGACAAUAGUAAUAUUGAAUUUAAUAUAAAUGUGAUAGUUGCUAGUGAAAUUUUGAUGCUUUUUAUGUAAAACGAAAUAUACUUAUAGCGUACGAACGGUACAAUUUAUUUUUUAAACGUAAGUACUUAAUAUAUAUUAGUGUAAACUUUGUUUAAACGCCGGUGCCAAAUGUGUAACCUGAGUUAAUGACUUCACACUUUUAAAAUAGUUGGAUGUGAUAAACUUCUUUUAUUUCCUGGACGAAAAACAAAAAGUAUAAUUUGUAGAUGGCGCAGCUUUAGUAACCUCCUAAGUUUAACAAGAGUUUUAAGUUUGUGUUGUACUACGUAAAUUCAAAAUCGUCUUUUCAUGUCCGUUUUAUAACUUCUAUUCUAUUUUACACUUUGAUCGUAUCUACGAUUGUUUUUCUUACCUACAUGUUUCAACGCCAUCUACAGAUUAAAGCAAACAUGUUUAUAUUUGUAUCUCAAGUUGCUAAGUAUAAUAUAUU
This is a messenger RNA of Aricia agestis (brown argus), 4242 nucleotides long. It is a transcript of the gene Vmat, whose product is annotated as synaptic vesicular amine transporter. NCBI's taxonomy places the organism in Eukaryota, Metazoa, Arthropoda, Insecta, Lepidoptera, Lycaenidae. The coding region runs from base 88 to 1539 and encodes 483 amino acids. The record is from RefSeq and is a predicted model, not a curated record. Gene Ontology annotation, molecular function: serotonin:sodium:chloride symporter activity. Gene Ontology annotation, biological process: transmembrane transport; aminergic neurotransmitter loading into synaptic vesicle. The transcript has 13 exons. Gene Ontology annotation, cellular component: synaptic vesicle membrane; terminal bouton.